GUGAACAAGAAAGGUCUCAAAUCGAUCCAUUUUGUCGAUUUGGGAUUUCCUUUUAUUUCUUUGUACCACUAAAUUAUUGCUAUUGACUCUGAUUUGGAUUUCAACUACUUUCCGCGAACGUGUCAUUUCUGAAGUUUUCUUGAGCCAUGAUCGGAGGGUAUUUUUAGGUUUUUCCGAGGAGGACCGACCUGGAGCUGAAUAGAGUUUCCAGUGUGAAUCCAACCAGACUGCCUGUGCCUUCACAUUACACCACGCUGUUGAAGAAUAUCUCCGACUUGAACUUUCCAGAAUUCGCUUUGGAUCUGCGUGUUGCGGCGAACGAGCGAAAAUAAGUACCCUAAUCUCAUCCGCAGAGGAACGAAUCUGAAAGACGCGAGCAUGGCGAGGUGGAGCCAUCAAGUUGAAAUGAAGCAGUCCCGUCGCGGCCUCGAACCGAUUUUCAUUAUUUCAUCGAAUCGCAGCUACAAAAUUACUGAAAUGCUCCGUAAAGUUUGGUUACAGAAGUAGAAGCAGUCUCGUCCUCUGGGUCGUCUGGUGUUAUCGUUAUGUAACCGCGGCUAUUGGAUUUGGAACAAACCACGAAACUACGCGUGGUCACGAUUGGACAACAAGCUCUUCGCUGUGGGAGUCCUCCUUGAGCAAAGCCUCCGACAGCCAGGACCGCUUGCAGCAAAAUGUGCGAUGUUUGGGUUCCUGCUGACAUCUUGCCGAAAAUCGACAAACAGCAGUUUCGUGACCACACAACGCAGGUAUUGUAAGUACUACAGGAGAACAAAUUACAAAUACAAACUUAAAUAAGUCGACGCAGCAGACGCACGACGUCCACGUCGAGGCGAUAAAUAGAGGUUCUCGCACAGAGAGUUGAUGAUGGCUCUCUUCGCCUAGCGCUAUCACCUUCACCAAUUGCCAUGACAGCUGUGCAUGAAGACGCCACCAGGGUUGAUCAAAAUCAAAAAUAUCGCGUGCCUUUUGUUGCCCGUGGAUCUGGUUGGAAAAAAGGAAUCAUGGCGGCUGUGAUGGUUUUUCAACAAGUUCUUUCUGCAUGAACGAAAACCAAAAACGUUCGCUUCAGUUUUUUCAGCGUUUGUCGCGUUCUCCACGAUGUUGUACUAAAAAAAAAACAGUUGCAUCAAGAACUUGGACUGGUGUAUUUUCAAGAAUUCCCAACGUAUCAUCGCUUUCCACCUUCACAGGUCCGGGCCUUUUUUGAGGAGUGCUUUUACGGGAAGCGGUUCGAGCAGCUUAUUAAGGACUAUGGGGGCAAGCGACGGGGUCCGACCGGGCCGAUCGUGCCGGACUUUGUCGAGGUGGUGACCGCGGCAUUCUACAACGAGCAGAAGGAUGUGGUGGUCGUCACCUUUGCGAAUGAGGAGCUCGCCGAGGAAGCCGUGGAGUAUGCGGACGGGUUGUGUCUGCACACCAUGCUGGACAAGGACGAGCACUUCGCCCGCAUCUACUUCCGUUGCUACCUGCGCCCCACCGAAACGCACGAGAUUCCUUUUGACGUAGCGGAGCGCACGCGUCAGAAGACCGAUCCGAAACUCGUGCUGGACCCGAACGACUUGCCGGAAUGGCACAGGGAAAAGCAAGAUAAUGACAUUUUCUGGGUCUCCGGGGCCGCGCAUUAUGACGAAGGUAUAGCACUUACUGCUACGGCCCAAAUUCUUUUGAUUAUGAUGACCGAUGUAAGUAUGUAAUAGACAAGCAUGAGUACUAGGUCAAGAUGAAGAUGCGUGUAGUUGUGUCUACUUAAAGCGAUCCUGAGAUUAUCGUUAUUUACAAUGCGCACCACAGAUUACCUGCCUCAGUGGACGAAGGAGUUUGAGGAGUGGAGAGCGGCGAAAAGUGCUGCCGCCAGUGAGGAAAAUACUGGCAAGCAGAGGAACACGACGGCGAACAAGAAGUCGACGACAAAACCACAGUCGAAGGCAGCAGGCGGGCCGCGCGGUCGACAGCAAAGUAGAGCUGCCCAGGGCGGGGCCGCAAGUCGUGUAGCGCCGCCCUCAGGGUCAACGACCAAAAAAGCGACAGCACCUGCGGAAGAUGUGAUGGACCAAGGUCCCUUGGAGGUUGAAGUUUCGGAGUCGGCCGCGGAGGAGGAAGAAGAGGAGGACGAAGAUGAAGAAGACUCGGAUGACAACUAUGUGCCUUCCUCACAAGAGGAGGAAACUGCCGCGGCCCCGAGAGGAAAAGCGAAAGCGAAGGUGGGAAGCAAGGCGACUGCCAGAGGCGGUGGUGGGAAGGCUGCUGUAUUGGCACAAACUGCGCGUGAGCGACGAAAAGCAUCUAGGAAUGCCGGGGGAAAAAGCAAGGGCGCCGGGGCAGCUGCGGGAGCAGGAGCUGCAAACUCAUCGUCGCGAAUGGGAAUGGUGAGCAGGAAGACUGUCGCUAAUCCUAAUCCCGAAGAUGCGGAGGACAGCGAAGAAGAUCAGGAUGAUGAGGACGAGAGUGAAGAAGAACAGGAUGGGUCGGGGUCGGAAGCCGGGUCCGUAUUUUCUGGCGAGGCAGAUGGAGAAAUCGGCGC
Amoebophrya sp. A120 is the source of this 2524-nucleotide messenger RNA. NCBI's taxonomy places the organism in Eukaryota, Dinophyceae, Syndiniales, Amoebophryaceae. The record is from the annotation of a GenBank genome assembly.